AUGGCGAACGCGAACGAAACAGAAGCCGUACCGUGCGUUGGAGGCUGUGGACUCUUCGGGACGCGAAAGAACAAUAAUCUCUGCUCCCUUUGCUACAAAAAGAGUGUUUUUGAACACAGGCUGCUUGAACAAUUGGCCAAUCUCAAACUUGACCUCAAGCCUGAGCCAUCAACAGUUCCUCCGACAAGUCCAAUAGUAGCCGUACAAGAACCAGUUAGAAAACAGAGAUGCGAAACGUGUCAUAGGAAAGUAGGGGUGACCGGAUUUAGCUGCAGAUGCGGACACAUCUUUUGUGGGUCACAUCGAUAUCCUGAGGAACAUUCUUGUCCUUUUGAUUACAAACAGUCUGGACGACUCACGUUGGCCAAGCAGUUGCCGUUGAGUAGAGCCGAGAAGUUGCAUAGGUUUUAG
Messenger RNA from Brassica oleracea var. oleracea, 411 nucleotides. Its product is annotated as zinc finger A20 and AN1 domain-containing stress-associated protein 10-like. Bases 1 to 411 code for a protein of 136 amino acids. Lineage: Eukaryota; Viridiplantae; Streptophyta; Magnoliopsida; Brassicales; Brassicaceae. Gene Ontology annotation, molecular function: DNA binding; zinc ion binding. The transcript has a single exon. The record is from RefSeq and is a predicted model, not a curated record.